This is a messenger RNA of Myotis daubentonii (Daubenton's bat), 6641 nucleotides long. RefSeq names its product myocardin (gene MYOCD). NCBI's taxonomy places the organism in Eukaryota, Metazoa, Chordata, Mammalia, Chiroptera, Vespertilionidae. Gene Ontology annotation, molecular function: transcription coactivator activity. Gene Ontology annotation, biological process: cardiac muscle cell differentiation; smooth muscle cell differentiation; positive regulation of transcription by RNA polymerase II. Gene Ontology annotation, cellular component: nucleus. The record is from RefSeq and is a predicted model, not a curated record.
CAGAUAGCAAACGUGGGACCUUCAUAAAGGCGUGGUGUGAUACUCCUCGAUCGCCCGCGGCCUAUGACAUCAGCCGAGAACGCCUGGGAUGCCGCCGCUCCCGGCCAGACGCAGGAGGAGGAGGGUCCCGCCGCCUAGGAGUUAACAGCCAGCACAGCGAGGGGGAGCCACCAGCGCUCUGGGGACACUGGUUUCGGUCCCUGGCGGCCACUGUCCUCCGACCCAGGGGAGCUCCCGGAGAGCUGGAUGAAUUCUGGGUUGCUAGCUGCGCGCAGCUGGGCUCCCGGGAGCCGGUUCCUGGUGGAAAACAGGGGGCGUCUGGCCACGGGACCAGCGGCUCGCUGAGACUCAACAUGACCCUCCUGGGGGCUGAGCACUCUUUGCUGAUUAGGAGCAAGUUCAGAUCAGUUUUGCAGUUACGACUUCAGCAGAGAAGGGCCCAGGAGCAACUGGCUAGCCAGGGCUUCAUACCACACUAAUCCAAGCCACAGCAGCCACAUACUUACUGCAAAGCCUUGCGCUGAGAGGUCCAACUGUGUUCCAUGAGCAAAGAAAGCAUUCGGACAGUGACCAGACAGAAGACACCCUGCAGCGCAAGGUCAGAAGCAGGCCCGACCGCGCCCACUCGGCUACUAUGCACAUACUCCAGGCCUCCACGGCAGAGAGGUCCCUUCCCGCUGCUCAGAUGAAGCUGAAAAGAGCCCGACUUGCAGAUGAUCUCAACGAAAAAAUUGCUCUCCGGCCGGGGCCGCUGGAGCUGGUGGAGAAGAACAUACUCCCUGUGGAUUCUACUGUGAAAGAGGCCAUCAAAGGGAACCAGGUGAACUUCUCCAAAUCAGCAGAUGCCUUUGCCUUCGAUGAGGACAGCAGCAGCGACGGGCUUUCUCCAGACCACACUCGAAGCGAAGACCCCCAGGGCCCAGCGACAUCCCCCCGAGACACCAAAGCUACGGAGAUCCCUUUGGCAGGUCCUCCGGGGACAAUCCAGGAUCUAACUUCUGGCUCAGAAAAUGACAGGAAUGACCCGGUCUCACAGCCCAGCAACCAGUCAGACACAGGGAAGCAGGGGAUCGGCACCCUCAGCACCACCAACCCCGGGCACGCUGCUGUGAAGUCCAAGUCCUUGAGCGACAGUAAGAACCGCCACAAGAAGCCCAAGGACCCCAAGCCAAAGGUGAAGAAGCUCAAGUACCACCAGUACAUCCCCCCGGACCAGAAGGCGGAGAAGUCGCCGCCGCCCAUGGACUCGGCCUAUGCGCGGCUGCUACAGCAGCAGCAGCUGUUCCUGCAGCUGCAGAUCCUCAGCCAGCAGCAGCAGCAGCGCUUCGGCUACACCAGCAUCCACCCCACUCAGCUCAAGGAACCAAACGAGCAGAUGGUCAGAAAUCCAAACUCUUCUUCAACACCACUGAGCAGUACCCCUUUGUCUCCUGUCAAAAACAGCUUUUCUGGACAAACCGGUGUCUCUUCUCUCAAGCCAGGCCCACUUCCAUCAAACCUGGAUGAUCUGAAGGUGUCCGAGUUAAGACAGCAGCUUCGGCUCCGCGGCCUGCCCGUGUCAGGCACCAAGACGGCGCUCAUGGACCGGCUGCGGCCCUUCCAGGACUGCGCGGGGAGCCCCGUGCCCAGCUUCGGGGACAUCACCACCGUCACCUUUCCCGUCACGCCCACCGGCGCCCUGCCCCAUUACCAGUCCUCCCCGUCCGCCGGCGCCUUGUCCAAUGGCUUCUACCACUUCGGCAGCACCAGCUCCAGCCCCCCCAUCUCGCCCACCUCGUCCGACCUGUCGCUGGCCGGGUCCCUGCCCGACACCUUCCACGACGCGUCGCCCUCCUUCGGGCUGCACCCGUCCCCCGGGCGCCUGGGCCCCGACGACAGCCUGGUGGGCAGCCUGAGCGGCGGCGGCAGCGUCCCUCCCGAGCUGGACGGGCUGGACUCCGAGAAAGACAAGAUGCUGGUGGAGAAGCAGAAGGUGAUCAACGAGCUCACCUGGAAGCUGCAGCAGGAGCAGCGGCACGUGGAGGAGCUGCGCCUGCAGCUGCAGAAGCAGAAGCGGAGCAAGGGCGCCGCCGAGCAGGAGCCGCCGCCCUUCCUGGGGGCGCCCAUCAAGCAGGAGGACGCGGCCUCCAGCUGCCCCUUCGCCGCCCGGCAGGUCUCUGCGCACAGACCCGGCGGCGCGGACGGCCAGGCGCCGGCGGGCGGCGCUGCUGCGCUCCUGCUGCCCCCGGGCGGCAGCCUCGGCCUGGAGCCCGCGGGCCAAGCCCACGCGCUUCCCUCCACCUUCCUCAGCCCGCAGUGCUCGCCGCAGCACUCGCCGCUCGGGGCCGUGAAAAGCCCGCAGCACAUCAGCUUGCCCCCAUCGCCGAACAACCAUUACUUCCUACCUUCGUCCGCUGGUGCUCAGGGAGAAGGGCACGGGGCCUCCUCACCUGCCAGCACCCAGGUGUCUACUGCACAGAACUCAGGGGCACACGAGGGCCAUCCUGCAAGCUUCUCCCCCCAGCCUUCUGGCCUCCACCCCCCUUUCUCUGGAGCCCAGGCAGACAGCAGUCAUGGUGCUAUGGGCAAUCCUUGUCCCCAAAGCCCAGGUGUACAGCCAAAGAUGGCUGGUUUGCAGUCUUCUGAUAAAGCAGGACCAAAGUUUUCAAUUCCAUCCCCAACAUUUCCUAAGUCAACUUCAACAGUUGCAGAGAUAACACAGCCUCCAUCCUAUGAAGAUGCAGUAAAGCAGCAAAUGACUCGCAGUCAGCAGAUGGACGAACUCCUGGAUGUCCUCAUUGAAAGUGGAGAAAUGCCAGCUGAUGCCAGAGAGGAUCAUUCGUGUCUUCAAAAGGUGCCAAAGAUGCCUAGGUCUUCCCGAAGCCCCACUGCUGCCCUCCCCAAGCCUUCUGCUCCCUUUGAACAAGCGUCUUCAGGAGGCCAGCUCUCAUUUGAUCACUACGGCACGGACAGUGAUGAGCACCUUGAAGUCUUAUUAAAUUCCCACAGCCCCUUGGGAAAGGUGAGCGAUGUUGCCCUUCUAAAACUUGGGAGUGAGGAGCCCUCUUUCGAUGGCAUAAUGGAUGGAUUCUCUGGGAAGGCUGCAGAAGACCUCUUCAAUGCGCACGAGAUCUUGCCAGGUCCCCUCUCCCCGAUACACACUCAGUUUUCACCUUCUUCUGUGGACAGCAGUGGGCUGCAGUUAAGCUUCACUGAAUCUCCCUGGGAAACCAUGGAGUGGCUGGACCUCACUCCCCCAAGUUCCACACCAAGCUUCAGCUCACUCAGCACCGGCGGGCCUAGCAUCUUCAACAUCGAUUUUCUGGAUGUCACAGAUCUGAAUUUGAAUUCCCCCAUGGACCUGCACUUACAGCAGUGGUAGAAUGCCUGAUGCAAAAAUGCUAAGGAAGGCCAAUAGGAAUUCUACAACCACAAAUACUUGUAUUGUAUUACCCAAAAGGAGGAGCAGGAGAAGGGGGAGGCAGAGGAGGAAGAAAUUUAAAAGAAGCAGUGGAGAUUUCUAUGACUAUCAACAGCACAAAUAGGAGUCCUUUAUAUAUAUAUAUAUAUAGUAAUACUUCCAACAUUCAAUGACUGUUACUGAUUUUAACAAUGCACUUAAAAUGUGCUUUCUCAGAUCAAGAAUGCCAAAAAAAAAAAAAUCUUUCACUACCUUUUCAAACACCAAUAUAUUUUCUAGCCCAUUUUUAAUUAAGACAUUGUUGGGGCAUAAUCUCACUUUGUAAGCUUUUCUCGUGAAUUUAUUGGAAAAAAAAUGUAAACUUGGGAGUUCAGGGAAGUCAAUCCAUCAAAGGUUAUAGAAGACACACCUGUGAUGGAGGCUGAUUCUCAUAGCUCCAUUACUGUCUUCCAAAAUACAAAUAAGGCCCAGUUUCAGUUACGGAGUUCUUGAGGCAGAAUAGAGGGGCAGAACCAAUUCAUUCCCAGGGGAGAAAAAUCAACUCAGUGUCCCUUGGCCACAAAACUGCCCCAUUGGAACGAUUUCCAAUCUCCUACCCAGGAGUCUGUGUGGUCACUGAUAAAAACUGACCCGCCAUUGUUGCAGAGAACCCUUCACGGAACUUCCCUUUUUCUUAACCAAUUAGCUGCAUCACUCCCACUCUCUCUGUGGUGGGAAGCAUUGUGAAACAGGCAAGAAACUCCUGCCAUGGGAGGUUCUCCAGCACCACCCUCCUUAGUUCCAAAGACUAGUGCUGACCUAAGCAGAUGAAAGGACCGCUCUAGCCUCAGGGAGCCAUGUCAGGGAUCACUCAGACAGCGCUAGAGAACACUGUUUCCUAUAUCAUGGGAAUACCAGUAAGCCAUAGGCUAUUAUAACAGGACUAUGUGUGAGGCCCAACUUCUUUUUCUGGAAUGGGCAUGGUCUUGUUUAUUUUUCUCCCACUCAACUUUUCUUUCAAGAGACCAAUCCCUCUUGCUCCUCAUUCAGAUAUAUUUCUUUUUUUGCUCUGACAUUGGGAGAAGAGGACUUCUUACUGUAGAUCUAAUAAGCUGCCAUACUCCUAAUAAAGCCAUAUUUCAAAAAGCUAAAACUCCAGGUUUUCCUGGAAAACUCAUUCUCCAUAUGCAUAAUUUGCUGCAGAAGGAAGUUGAAAGAAUGUCUUUAGGAAGAAACUGGUGACUUGGCCCAUCAGUCACCAUGCUCAUUCUCCCCUCGUUUGAUUUGCAGCAAUCAUUGAUUUGGGAAAUUGGAAAUCAUUAUAUUGUAGAGAUACAAGGAGAGAGUGUUUUAGGCAUGGAUUUCUGAAAGAAAACACAAUUGUGUGUUGAAAACAGUGGGAGGAAGAAAAGACAGUGGUGUCGUGUGCAUUCCUCAUUACCUCUCACGCUUGUGCUGGGGGUUGGAAAACUCAGCUGUCGGGACGGUCUCCCCAAGGUGCACUGUGGCUCACCGUGUUUAUAGUGUUGCAUGCCGUAGAAAGUAGCUGUUGUUGUUGUUUUAAUUUAAAUCACUAAGGCACUGUUUUCUUAUUUUGUAAAAAAUGUUGUUCACUGUGCACUUAUGGAGAAAAUAACCAAAAAUGUUGUGAUUUUAGAAGUUCUUUUUUUGAUAAACCAAAGAUUUAGAAAUCAUUCCAUUGUUAACUUGUAAAACUUGUGUGAACAGAGUUUUUGGUGACUGUUACUCUGAAAGCUGCCAGAGCUUAUUAAGGGUGGGGGAUAUGUAUAUAUAUAUGUGUGUGUGUGUCUAUGUGUGUACACAUAUAUACAUACAUGUGUAUAGACACAUACACAUGUGUGUAUGAAUCUUGUAAAGCAGUGUUACAGAGAUCUAUACCAAAAACCUUUAAGCCUCAAUCUGCUGUGAAAUGAUACUUGGUCUUUCUCACUACGAGUUUCUAAUUAACCAACCAGACUACACAUUGCCUCUCUGUGUGUGACUGAGGCUCCAGCCGAUGACUCACAGCCACUUGCUUACUGUGAACAAGCUCAUAUUGACAGUGGACAUGGAUGUGAAAGACAGAACAGCUUCACCAUUAGCAGCUGGAAACGGCAAUACAGUCUCUCCUGGAGAGCAUAAAAGGAACAUUAAAACCCUUUUACAUUCCUUGAUCUGCAUUGCGCUUUAAGAGAUCCACAUGGUAAAUUUUUCAUUUUGCUUUUAUGUCGGUCAUCAGAACCAAAAAUCUAGGGGGGCCUGGAGGGGAUGACCAAUCUUUUCUUUGAAGAUGAAGCAUGGGGAAGAAACCCUUAUUAACACAUUCCUCACAUUUGUUUAUUCCUCAGAUCUUGAAAUUCUAUUUGGAUCUUAACAAAGCUUGCUGGUCAGUACAUUUUUCAUGUGUUACGUUGUGUGAUUUGUGUGUUAUCCUCCCCACCCUUUACUUCCUUUGGAAAACAAACUCAUAGUGUCCCUCCUCUGAGACAAUAGUCUGAGUGUUAAUUAUUUUUUCCUUUGGGUCGUCCCAUCUGAAGAAAUAGACUUGGUUAGGAGGCCUCUGCACUUUGCAAGUUUCUGCAUCUUUAGGGAUCUUUUUAGGUUAUUACCUUGUACACACCUCACAGCUGACAAAAGACGGACCCUACUUGCUGCUGCAAACCAACACACUUAACACAGAUCAGACCUUGGAUUAUUGAUCUCAACCUCCUUCCACAGUCUCCACACAGCAUACUCACUCUGUCUCUUCAUAGCUCAGGUGUAUUUGUGGGAUAAAACCGGGGAUAAUUGGGAGAAAUUUGAUGAAGUUGGCUUCUCCCCAUGGAUCUGGUCAUUCAUGUUAAUUCAUCUGUCUCCUAUUGGGGAUUUUAAGUUCUUUUAAUCUCUUAGUUGUGUCCUCUGUUGUGGUGACAAAUUGGGCCUGAUAAAAAGAUGUACAGAGACUUAUAAAGAUGGCCACAUCCAUGUUUCUUAAUUAUCUUAGACCUGAAAAUAACUACCUGUGGUUUUCUUAAUACUCUUGGCACCCCAUGGUGCAGCAGACCUGCAGACAUUUGCAGACAUUUGAAUGCUGAUGCAGUCCCUUAGGUUAGACUUUCCAAAGGAGUAGAAAAUUCAUUUGUGCAAAUGCUGUCAUUAAGCCGGUGCUUAUUAGUUGUAGCCCUGCUUCUAACAAUGUUAUUGAUAUGACACACAUGUUAUAUUAUGAGGGAGAGAGAGGAAAGGGGGGAGGGAAGGAGGAGGGAGAAAGGAAAAGAAGGAA